Messenger RNA from Cuscuta epithymum, 1232 nucleotides. The record is from the annotation of a GenBank genome assembly. Lineage: Eukaryota; Viridiplantae; Streptophyta; Magnoliopsida; Solanales; Convolvulaceae.
GUCGAGUUUUUUAGCAUCCCAUUUUUUGCAUUUCAAGUUAGUUUGAUUGUGAUUUGAUUUAGUUUGAUUUUGAUUCGAUUUACGUUUUUCCGGAUUCAACUCUGUUAGAAACUGGAAAGCAAAUACGAAAUCACUCAAGCUUGGAUCUAGGUUUUGGGAAUGGAGGGUUGGGAUCCAAAUACGAAAUCAACUCUCACACAGAUCCCACUUCUGACGGCGAAAGCAGGGCCGCGAGAUGGCGCAGCCUGGACACAGCGGCUCAAGGAGGAGUACAAGGCACUUAUCACCUAUACGUCGAUGAACAAGUCGAGGGAUAAUGACUGGUUUCGUAUCUCCGCCGCUAACCCGGAAGGGACUCGGUGGACCGGCAAGUGCUGGUAUGUCCACAAUCUUCUCAAGUAUGAAUUUGACCUCCAAUUUGACAUCCCUGUCACCUACCCCGCUACCGCUCCGGAACUCGAGUUGCCCCAACUCGAUGGGAAGACUGAAAAGAUGUAUCGAGGAGGAAAGAUUUGCUUGACGGUGCAUUUCAAGCCACUCUGGGCGAAGAAUUGCCCGAGGUUUGGAAUAGCACAUGCCCUCUGUUUGGGUCUCGCGCCAUGGCUUGCAGCAGAAAUUCCAGUUCUUGUUGAUUCUGGCAUGGUUAAGCACAAAGAUGACGCUUCUUCAACCUCUGAAUCCUGAUGAGAAUUCCAUCUCCCUGCAGUUCUAUCCUGGUGAUAUCCAUACAUGUUUUGUGUUGUAGUUUUAAUUUAUUAUUAAGAAAUAAACUAAAUCUUGCGAUGUAGGUUCAAGAUGCAGGGAUUUUUCCAAAACGCCUAAUACCAACAAUACAUGAUUGACAGUCUCUUUUAUUGACAUCUGAUUGUGAAUUUGUGAUAUAUAAAACAAAUGCUAGAAGGCCAUCAUGGUCUUACAAUUGGAAAUGAGGAUGGCAUUGUAUAAUUGUUCAUCUUUGUGAUGUGUGAUGUUUGAUUUUAUAGAUCAUUCUCCUGUAGUUACACUGGUUUUUACAUUUUGGCAUUGUGAUAUGCUCUGUGUGUUUAUGUUUAGUCUCAAACCCUUAUAUCUAGGGGUUGGUAAGAAUCUUGAUCUUGUUGUCUCAUUGUGAUGUAUCCCGAAAUCGUACUGGUGUUGUUUUGUUCCCUUUGAGACCCGAUCAUUUUGUCCUGCACCGAUCACGUACUGGUUUAAAGAGGGAUAUGGUUGGGACACCGGAAUGUUAUCACGAA